GAAUAUGUAGAAUAUGUUAAUGGCCUUACUAAAGAUUCUACAAAGUCAUGUAUGAAUCAAGAACAACCGCAGCAACAACAACCACAACCGCAGCUUGAACAAGAACAAGAGCGAAAUUACACGAUUACAGUAGAACAACCACAAAAAGAAGAAGAUAUUGUGGAAGCUUCGAGUGAUAUGAUGCAAAUUGAUGAACCAAGACAAGAUAUUUCAAAUUCAGAACAAAAAUUAGAUCAACAAAAUUCUUCACCACAACAAUUACCUCAACCUUUACAAGAAAUACAACAAGAGGUCACUCAAAUAAAACAAACGAACUCUGAAAAUGUUGAAACAAAUACUACAAAUUCUAAUGGUAUGGAAAGUGUAAUAGAAAUUUCUACAGAAGAAACUUUAUUAAAUGGGAAUGAAGAUUAUGAAAUGGUUUUAAGAGCCGUAAAUGUACUUAAAUUUCAACUUGAACAAACAAAAGAAGAUAUCAAAAAAAUAAAAGAUAUAAAACAACGUGCUAUAUCAGAUCCGGAAAUGUUUAUUGAAAAAUUGCGCGAUGGGACCCAUGAAAAAAUUCCCGAACGCCAGUAUAUAUUUGGUGUUCCACAAGUCGAUUGGAGCAAAUAUCAUACCCGGCCUUCACAGUAUAAGCCACCGCCACGUCCAGGGCGAGAAGUUUCCAAGUCAUCGACAAGUGAUGAUGAAAAAUCACCUGACCCCGCUGAAUUUGUUCAUAAAAAAGCUCAAGAGUUGGGUUUUAAAGUUCCCCCAAAUGCGGUUUUGUCAACUCGUACUAAAAGGAAAACUAACCUAGUUUUUGAUGAUGACACACUUCCACAGAGCAUUGGGUCAAAUAAAAAAGGAAAACAGUCAUUAUAUAGCACACCAGUUAAAAAAAGAGGGGCGAUAAGAAAUGAAUCGGCGAGUGCAGUUUCAAAUAGAUCAACGUUUAAUACUCCUAUUACUAUUGCGAGCACGAGUUAUUCACCUACUUUAACAUCAUCAAAUCGAAGAAAUAAUAAAAAGAAAUCUAGUGAUCUCAAAUUAUCAGAAGGUUCGCCAAAAACGGGAAAUUAUAAUAUACCUUGGACGGAUGAAGAACAACGUCGACUGGUAGAAUUACUUGCGAUUUACCCAGAUGAAGAAAUUCAGUCUCAUAGGUUUAAGAAAAUUUCUGAAGCUUUAGGAACAAGAACACCGAAGCAGGUGGCUAGCAGGGUACAAAAAUAUUUUAUAAAAUUGGCAAAGCAUGGCUUACCCGUUCCUGGACGAAUACCCAAUGUUUCAUUUGCGGCAGCAACAACAAAAAAUUCACAACCAAAGAAUAAAAAAACUGGGAGGGCGUCAAAACCAAAAUCGAUAUUACCUUCCGAAAAAAAACCUCGACAUUUAAGGAUAUCUGGAUUAUCGUAUUUGGAAGCUCGACCACCACCAACAGUUUAUAUGCCCGAUGAUGAUGAUGAAAGUAGUAUCAAGAAUGUAAUGAUGUCAGUGGGUCGCCCACAGGACGAUAAUAUACAUCAGAUGUGUAAUUUUAUUACGGGACCAGUGCAUUAUGGUUUUUGUUGUGAUGGAUGUCAUAUGGAUCCAAUAAUUGGAACACGAUAUCUUUGUAAUGAAUGUGAUGAAAGUCUUGAAGUUGUUCUAUGUGAAGAAUGUUUUGUCGAAGAAUCUUUUGAGAAUGGUAAAUUUUGAUUUUAAAUCAAUUGACUUUUUUAAUUUAAUCUUCCAUUAAUUUAAUCUUUUUUUUUUUUAAUUUAAUAUUCCUUUAAUUUAAUCUUUAUAGAAUAUCACAAGAAAACACACAAGUUUACAUUAAUCACAAAUCCUAUAACACCACAUAUUGAUAAAGAUUAUGUACCAGAAAAUGUUGGAGAAUAUAAUUAUUUAGGUGUUGCACCUCCCUCUACAUCGUAAUAUAUUCUUACAUCGUAAUAACGUAUUUAAAAAAAAAUUGUGCUAUAAUAGAUGUGAUUUUUAAAAAAAGAAAGAAAAGAAAGAAAGAAAAGGUGGAAAAAAAAAAAAAUUUUUUUUU
This is a messenger RNA of Rhizophagus irregularis DAOM 181602=DAOM 197198, 2023 nucleotides long. Lineage: Eukaryota; Fungi; Glomeromycota; Glomeromycetes; Glomerales; Glomeraceae. The record is from RefSeq and is a predicted model, not a curated record.